Polyodon spathula (Mississippi paddlefish) is the source of this 5276-nucleotide messenger RNA. Its product is annotated as ADP-dependent glucokinase-like. The record is from RefSeq and is a predicted model, not a curated record. Gene Ontology annotation, molecular function: ADP-specific glucokinase activity. Gene Ontology annotation, cellular component: endoplasmic reticulum. Bases 327 to 1820 code for a protein of 497 amino acids. Lineage: Eukaryota; Metazoa; Chordata; Actinopteri; Acipenseriformes; Polyodontidae. The transcript is spliced from 8 exons. Gene Ontology annotation, biological process: glucose metabolic process.
AGUCCUCUGCUUCGUUCUGUGCAUGUUCCGGGUAUUAUUUCCUAUUCUCAAAACAUAAUCACGCCUUAUUCCUGUACGCCUGGCGGUUAACAGGCACAGAUUUGCUUAAUAAUCUGUACAGACAUUUAGGGUUGGUAGCACAGACUCCGUAAUUCUGGGUACGCCACAUCUCGACUAAUGAAACCUGACACCCCCUAAAAUUCAGACGUGGCGGCCGGUCUGAAAACGUAAAUUCACAGCACGGCAUCCCGCGUACAGACAAGGCCAGAACAGUGUCUACUCCAGGUAAAAGGCCCAGCUGCAGAAAGACCAGGUCUGAUCUGAGGAUGUGGCGACAAGCCUUUGCAGCUGUGCUGCUGGCAGUAAGCAUUGGCUACUUCUACCACUCGAACCCUGAGUUUCCAGAGGUGGCUGUGCGCCACCUCACCACAUCCCUUCAGUCCCUGUCCAGCUGCCUUCAGGGAAGCUCCAGCACUGCUACCAAUGAGCAGACCAUCUCCUCAGCCUGGGACACACUCAUCACUGCCCCAGCCACGCAGUGGACCAGGGUGGCUGUGGGAGUGAACACCUGUGUGGAUGUGGUGGUAACCGGGGUGGGGCUGCUCCAAGCGCUCGCUAUCGAUCCUGGCACAGGGCUGGAUCACGAGGUCCUGCACUCCAAAGAGGACCUCAAAGAAACCUUCAUCCACUACAUGGAGAAGGGGGCGGCCGCCGAGCGAUUCUACAGUGAUAAGGAGUCAUUUCAGUGGAUAGCAAGGGCGGCGUCAGAGUAUCCUGGGGCUCAGCACUUUGUGGGUGGAAAUGCAGCUCUGAUUGGUCAGAAGCUGGCAACCAAUCCCCACGUGACGGUGCUGCUGUGCGGGCCGGUUGGACCCAAACUCCACGAGCUGCUGACUGAUCAGAUCAUUGUCCCGGCCGAGUCUCUGCAGGGGACUGAUGAGUACCACCUCAUCCUGGAGUACAAGGCAGGAGAUAAAUGGGGCUCGUCGCAGGCACCCAAUGCAAACCGCUUCAUCUUUUCGCAUGACAUGUCCAAUGGGGAGAUGAGUGCACUGGAGACCUUCGUGGGGAGCAUGGAGGAAUUCCAGCCCCAGCUGGUGGUGCUGUCCGGGCUGCACAUGAUGGAGGGCCAGGGCAGGGAGCUCUGGGAGGAGCGUCUCAAAGAGGCUGUACUAACCAUCUCGGACAUCCCCAAUGAGGUCCCUAUCCACCUGGAGCUGGCCAGCAUGAGAGAUACAGACUACAUUAAUAGCAUCAUGCGAGAGCAGGUUCUGCCCAUAGUGAAUUCCAUCGGCCUGAACGAGCAGGAGUUGCUGUUCAUCUCGCAGGCGGGCUUGGGCCCCCACUCCCAGCUGCCCUCCUGGAGCGGCGUCCCUGAUGUUGGUCAGGUCAGUGACAUACUCUUAUGGAUCCUCAAGCAGCACGGCCGCACUGACCUGGAGUCUGAGGCUGAUCUCACCCGCAUCCACUUCCACACCCUUGCCUACCACAUCCUGGCCACAGUUGAUGGCUUCUGGGCCAACCAGGUGUCUGCCGUGUGUGCUGGUGCCAGGGUGGCUGGGAGCCAGGCCUGCGGCACACAGAAAAUCGACGUGAACAGAGUUGUCCUCCAAGCCCCCCUGGAAUUCCAAACCUCCCGGGACGAGCCAGGACAGAAGAUGACUUUAAAUCUGUCCGAACCUGUGGUAAUCUGGCACAGAGAAAAUGUCUCCUUUUACUUCACGCCUGUUUUAGUUUGUAAAAACCCACUUCGGACAGUUGGGCUGGGAGAUGCCAUUUCAGCAGAGGGACUGUUGUACUCUGAAAUGGCUGAGCAGUAACUGACUAUUGGAAUGGAAAUACUAAGUGCAGACUGUCUUAUUCAGUACCAUUUGGGCCAUGCUGCAACAAAGGGUCUCUGACAAUUGGUUAGCGUAAGGAUUCCCUACUUAACUGAAAUAAUCUUGAGGGGUUUUGUCUUUUUUUUGUGUCAGAUGUGACUGUACUUAUAUUCAGAAGCAACACUUACGUGCUUAUGGUUUUUUCACAUUGGGAAAUCACACUUUAAUGAGCAAUAGGACUUGGGUAUUUCUGAAUAUGACAUGCUCCAAAUAUUCAGGGUUGAGCAGUCUGCUCAGGUACACCCAAAAAUGUAUUUUUAAAUUUGGCUAAAACGGACAAAUGCAUUGCCUUAAUGUUACACUGCUUUGCUGUUAUGGAAACAGUUGACUGUGUUUAACAAAGAGCCUUUUUUAAAGGAAAAGGAGGAGUGUUUAUUGUGUACACAGCAUUUAUCAUUUUGUUUAAAGUCAAAGACAUUGCAGAACCAUCCAGGCACAGUCGGUGCUGAAUAAGAGAGUUUUGGACUUGGUAUGUAUUCCAUCAAACAAGUGGAAGAAUGGAGUGCAUCUGGGAUCGAUGCAAACGGGCUUAUGAAAUAAAUGUCCUGCUUGUUUUUUAAUUUAUUUCAAAAGUUAAAUUGUAAUCUGGUCUGCGACAAUUCACGUUCUUCUAAUAUACAAUCAAAAAUAAAAUUAAAAUUAACAAAAGUAACUGAUGCGUACACUAAAUAUCAAAUUACGUAACAGGCCUUCGUCAAAAUUGAGUUUGAUACCCCUGCAUUAGAGUGACUAUAACAUUUAGCAAAGACAAUAUGAAUCUGAAAAAAAUACAAAUAAUGUCAUUAUAUCAGGGGAGGAUAUGGCUACAGAAAACAAUAUAUCUGACCUGGAUUUAACAUGCAAAACCUCUGAUCAGAUCAGGUGCUUCCAAAUUACGCAACUGCUGCAGCUUUUAUUGGUUAGUAAGAUACUGUAUGUGAUGCACAAUAAUACCUUUAAAAGCCCACAAUUUUAACUGUAUAACAUCCUAAUAGUCAAUUUUAAGUCCAACAGAACAACAGUGUGUGAAAUAAAUGUAAGUGCUUUAAGCCCAUUUCCAAGAUUUGCCACAAUAGUGAUUCUUUGGUGAACCUAGAUUUUAUCCUAUUUGUGCUCUAGGAGACUGUACUACCCUCAUUCACCAGCAGAGAACAGUCCUACAAGGUCAAAGUUAAGGAACUUUGGUGAAGCACUGUGUGGAUAAGCCAGCAUUGCCUGUGCCUCACCUGUACUGAAGGCAUGUGGGAACUGCAGCCAGCGUUGACUAAAACACAUUUUUUGUAUUUAUGUAUAAACAGCAUGUUAGGUGGUGGAGCCUAAAAAGUAAGUGGAAAUUUAAUGUACAACCCAACCAUAAAAAAAGUAAUUGAUUUCACUUAUUCUCAUUUAACUGUCUGUAAGGAAGUGUUCUAACACAGAAGUAGCAUCACUCCUAUGGAAAUAAGUCAUUAUAAAUAACCAAAUAUUUUGAGGAGCCAUUUGUGUUGUAUACUAUGCAUAUGCAUGUAGAAAGGCUACCAAAGUUGUGAUUGACACACACUUAGCAGUGCCAGAGAGCUCAUUAUUUAAGGCCCUGUCCACACUAUGUCUUUAAACCGUAUUAUUUGCUUUUAAACCAGCUUAAAAGUGCUAAAUAUGCAACGUUUAAUACUGUACUCGAACCAACUUGGGGUAGUCUCGAGUCCGGUUCUAAUUAGAUUGCAGCAGGUAGUGCGGUUUGUCAGAAGUCUGAACGCUGUAAUACCAAACUGCAUUUUUUUCUGUAUCCUCCAAUAUCCCAUAAUGCUUUGCGAUAUGUUUGGUGAAAUACUUAGAAAAGGCGCCUGAAGGACGUACACUGGUGUACACUCCACAAUGGUUAUUCAUUUUUAUUUAAAAAAACAAAACAAAACUGUCUGUCUGUACCCCUCUGUUAAACAAGUGGGGAAAAUAACAAAAGCACAAUGUUAAAUUAGGGACUGCGAAAAUGAAAUGCAAGUUAAAAGUAGGAUUGAACAGUUCAUGUAAUUAUCAGCUCUGUUUGAAAUAAAGUAAGGGGACCAGAAUUAGGCUCAGGCAAAAAUAUGAAGAUACAAACUUGUCAUACAAAGAUUGUCUUGUAAUGAAGAGCUUUUUUUUCUGAGUUUAAUUAUGAAAUACAAUCUGCUCAAUUUAUUCAACUAAGAAAAUAUAACCUGAAAACUUCAAGCCCUAACUAACUGUCUGUGUUCACAUUUACUUUUUCCAAAAUACAAUAUGGACCUCUUAAUAUGGAGCAUUUAAAAUAAAAUACAGUGCAUGGUGGGAUACUUUUUAUUGUGCUAAUUUCCACUCCUCAUUGCACUGCUAGGAAUUGUAACCAAACUAUUCUAAUAGUGUGUGGAUGCAUUAAGCCCGGCUAAACAUGAAAUGGCACUUCAGCAUGGACGCUUUGAGCUGGAUUCAUUGGAACAGUUUCGAGUACGGUUCUUAAUCAGUUAUGCAGUGUGGUGCAGGGCCUUAAAGAUAUAUAAUGUCUAUAUAAUGUUGAAUAUGCCUCUUUGUAACUAAAUACUGGCAAGUACUGAAUUCUCUUCCUUUGGCAUUGAUAUGAUACAGAGUAUUAAAUAUGUGUUAUUUGUUGAAACUUGCCCAUGCAGGAAUUAACCAGAUGUAUCAAAUAACUGAUGUUACAAUGAUUUCCCUACCACCUCUGAAUUUAUUAUAAUUGUUUUGGUUACAGUAGAUUUAAAUAGAUAAUAAAAUGCACAGUGGAUUCUUAGAUGUGAUCGAUGCAGGCUUUGCAAAUAUCCUGGAUGAUUGAUUGGUACAGGGAAAACUUGGGAACUAGUUUAUUUGAGUUAACUGGCAAUCUCAGUCUGGUACUGGGUCUCAGCCUUUUGCUUUUUAAACCGUAAUGCUUCUACAUUCACUUACUGGUUUAAUUACCUGACUUACCAAUCUACUGUAUUUAGGUAAAUUCAAUCUCUCUUCAAUAGACUCCAGUUUGACUUGCUGAUUGGAUUUAAGAAACUCCGAAAAAUGCUUGUAUAGCAAUAUUCAACACGAGUGCAAUACAACAGAUUGUGGAAAAGUAUAUACAUAAUCAAUUUAAAAUGCAAUUUGGUCUUGCAUAACAGCAAUACAAAUUUUAUAAAGUAGAACUUUUUUUUAUAAAGUAGAACUUUUUUUCAAAAAAAUCUAAUAAAUUCUUUAAAGGGGUGUUAUAAAAAUGUCUUCAAGCUUGUCUCCUAAAGUAUGAAUAUGUAAUCCUCCGUUUAUAAUCCUGAAACAACUGGAGGAUAUUCUGUUAAGAGUAGCUGGCCCUGUCUCAAGGUGUUAAUACUAAUUGAAUAUCUUAAACCUCUACUUGCAUAUUGGGAGUAUUUAAGUUUGCUGGGGUUUUUUGUUUGUUUAUUUUAAUAUUUGAGUCCAAUAAAGUUUUUCUUUAAACUUAAA